This is a messenger RNA of Protopterus annectens (West African lungfish), 5027 nucleotides long. RefSeq names its product collagen alpha-2(I) chain-like. NCBI's taxonomy places the organism in Eukaryota, Metazoa, Chordata, Ceratodontiformes, Protopteridae. Gene Ontology annotation, molecular function: extracellular matrix structural constituent. The record is from RefSeq and is a predicted model, not a curated record.
CGGACUUUAUUAUUUUAGCAUCACGGCGGCAGGUUUCUGCUAAGUUUGGAGUUACUCAUCACACUGUAUGCCGUCUGCCUAUAGGUAAUAAAAACCAGCCCAGGGUUCACCAUCACAAGGAGUCUGCAUGUCUAAAAGCUAGACAUGCUUAGCUUUGUGGAUACUCGGAUUCUGUUGCUGCUUGCAGUAACUUCAUACCUAGCAACAUGUCAACACAGUAGCCAGGGACCAAGAGGCUAUAAAGGACCACAAGGAGAACCGGGUCCAGAAGGCCGACCUGGUAGAGAUGGAACACCAGGUGUUGAAGGACCAGCUGGUCCACCCGGACCCCCAGGCCCAUCUGGUAACUUUGCUGCUCAAUAUGACCUAUCAAAAUCAAUGGAUACCUUUCAAGCACCCGUGGGCUUAAUGGGACCAAGAGGACCUAAUGGAGCUCCUGGUGCCCCUGGAUCACAUGGUGUGCAAGGACCCCCUGGUGAGCCUGGUGAACCUGGUUCAGUUGGUCCCCAAGGUCCCCGAGGUCCUUCAGGUUUACCUGGAAAGGCUGGUGAAGAUGGUAACUCUGGUAAACCUGGUAGAUCUGGCGAACGUGGAGGUGCUGGCUCUCAGGGUGCUCGUGGCUUUCCUGGAACUCCCGGUCUCCCAGGCCAGAAGGGACACAGGGGUCAUCCUGGUUUAGAUGGCCAGAAAGGACAUCCUGGUCAUCCUGGUCCUAAGGGUGAAAAUGGUGCCAAUGGUGAAAACGGAUCUCCAGGUCUUGCAGGUGCCCGUGGUCUUCCUGGUGAGAGGGGACACGUUGGACCUGCUGGCUCUGUUGGACCCCGAGGCAGCGAUGGCAGUUCUGGUGCUACUGGUCCUCCUGGGCCUGCCGGUUCCACAGGUGCUCCUGGAUUCCCUGGCCCCGUUGGUGCCAAGGGUCAUGUAGGUUUGGCUGGUAGCAGAGGUCUCGCAGGUCCCGCUGGUCCCAGAGGUGAACCUGGUCCUUCUGGUGCAUCUGGUCCAGUUGGUCCCUCUGGCAAUCCUGGAGUGAAUGGUCUUCCUGGAGCUAAGGGAGCAGCUGGUGCCCCUGGUGCUGCUGGUGCUCCUGGUUUCCCUGGUGCUCGUGGCAUUCCUGGUCCAUCUGGUCAAGCUGGUCCCGUUGGGCCAAGAGGAUUGGGUGGUGAUCCUGGACCUGCUGGUCUCAAAGGAGAAACUGGAAAUCGUGGUGAACCUGGUGAUGUCGGACCUGCAGGAGCUGCUGGUAAUCAUGGAGAGGAAGGCAAGAGAGGCCCUACUGGUGAAGUUGGAGCUGCUGGACCUGCUGGUAACCGUGGAGAACGAGGAGCACCUGGUAACCGUGGUUUCCCUGGUGCAGAUGGUCGUGCUGGUGCUAUGGGUCUCCCAGGUGACCGUGGUGCUUCUGGUGAAGGAGGUGCCAGAGGACCUCCCGGGGAUGCUGGCCGUGCUGGUGAACCUGGCCAGACUGGUGCAAGGGGACUGCCUGGUACUCCUGGAACCUCUGGCCCUGCAGGCAAAGAAGGUCUAGCUGGAGCUGCUGGCCAAGAAGGUCGUACUGGUCCCCCUGGUCCUACUGGUCCAAGAGGUCAGCCUGGUUCCAUUGGUUUCCCUGGACCAAAGGGUCCUGCUGGUGCAAAUGGAAAAGAUGGAGACAAGGGUCUUCCCGGUUCUUCUGGUCCAAGAGGUAAUGCUGGUACUGAUGGUAACCCUGGUGGUCAAGGUCCCGCUGGUGUUGCCGGAGCUACUGGUGGAAGAGGCGAACGUGGUCCUGCUGGUCCUGCAGGCUUUUCGGGUCUUCCCGGUCCUGGUGGUCCACCUGGUGAAGCAGGAAAACCUGGAGAAAGAGGUCCUCAUGGUGAACAAGGAGCUCCAGGAUCUGCUGGUGCAAGGGGAGAACGUGGUCUCCCAGGUGAAAGCGGUGCUGUAGGUCUUCAAGGCCCAAUCGGACCCCGUGGCUCCUCUGGUCCAAAUGGCCCUGAUGGUCCCAAGGGUGAGCCUGGUGUUCUUGGCCCUGCUGGAGCUGUAGGCCCCGCUGGUCCUAGUGGUCUUCCUGGUGAGAGAGGAGCUGUUGGUGGUCCUGGACCUAAAGGUGAAAAGGGAUCAAAUGGUGAGAGAGGCUUGGAUGGUAACCAUGGAAGAGAUGGCCACCGUGGUCAACCUGGUCCUGGCGGUGCUCCUGGUCCUGCUGGUGCUAAUGGAGAACGUGGACCUGGAGGUAAUGCCGGUCCUGCUGGCCCUGCUGGUCUUCGUGGCGCUCCUGGCGAACGUGGAGAGGUCGGCCCUGCUGGUGUUGCUGGUUUCGCUGGUCCUCCUGGUUCAGCUGGUCAAGCUGGUACCAGAGGAGAAAAGGGUCCAAGAGGACCAAAAGGUGAAAAUGGUGCUGUCGGUCCAGCCGGUUCUGUUGGUUCAUCUGGUCCAGCGGGUCCUGCAGGUCCUGCUGGCCCCCCUGGUGCUCGUGGUGACGUUGGCCCAGCUGGUGUCACUGGUUUCCCUGGUGCUCCUGGUAGAGUUGGUCCUGCUGGUCCAGCCGGUAGUGUUGGUAACCAAGGUCCUUCAGGUCCAGCUGGUAACACAGGUCCAAGAGGUGCAAGAGGUGACACUGGUCCUUCUGGCCGUCCUGGUGAAACAGGUGUUGCUGGUCUUCAAGGUCCUGCUGGUGAAAAAGGUUCAACUGGUGACAACGGAAGUCCUGGUGCUGCUGGUAUUGCUGGACCUCAGGGUGUCAUUGGUUCCCGUGGUAUUGUAGGUCUGCCUGGAUCCAGAGGUGAACGUGGUCUCCCAGGUUCUGGUGGUGGAUCAGGUGAUCUCGGCAAAGUUGGUCCUGCCGGCCCUGCUGGUCAACGUGGUCAAUCUGGUCCAAGCGGUCCUGCUGGCAUGAGUGGUGCUCCUGGUGAAGCUGGACGUGAUGGUAGCCCCGGUCCUGAUGGACCUCCUGGUCGCAAUGGUGCUGCUGGUUUUAGGGGAGAACGUGGUGAGCCUGGUGCUUCAGGCAGAGCUGGUUCUCUGGGAGCUCCUGGUGCUCCCGGUCCAGCUGGUCCAGCUGGUCCCGAUGGAAACCGUGGUGAACCUGGUCCAUCAGGCAAUGCCGGCCCCGUGGGUCUCGCUGGUGCAAGAGGUGCUCCUGGUCCACAAGGGCCACGAGGUGAAAAGGGAGUUGCUGGUGAGAAAGGAGAGCGUGGUCUGAAGGGUUUGAGAGGACACACUGGAUUGCAGGGUCUUCCUGGUGUUAGUGGUCAAAGUGGAGAGCCCGGAACUCCUGGUCCAAGUGGUCCUGCUGGUCCAAGAGGUCCUGCUGGUCCUUCUGGGCCUACUGGCAAAGAUGGUAGAGUUGGCCAUUCUGGCAACAUUGGACCUGCUGGUGUUCGUGGUCCUCCUGGUUACCACGGUCCAGUUGGUCCUCAAGGUCCACCUGGUCCCCCUGGUCCUCCUGGUGCUGCUGGUGGUGGAUAUGACAUUGGUGCCAGCUAUGAUGCUGGUGACUUCUACAGAGCUGAUCAGCCUUCUCUCAGAGCUAAGGAUUACGAGAUCGAUGCUACCCUCAAGUCUUUGAACAACCAAAUUGAAACCAUCAUCACACCUGAAGGCUCCAGAAAGAAUCCAUCACGUACAUGCCGUGACUUGAGGCUCAGCCACCCAGAAUGGACUAGCGGUUACUACUGGAUUGAUCCUAACCAAGGUUGCACAGCUGACGCCAUCCGGGCAUAUUGUGAUUUCACCAGUGGUGAGACUUGCAUUCAUGCCAACCAAGAUAUGUUCCCACGUAAGAACUGGUAUAUCAGCAAGAACCCAGCUGAGAAGAAACACAUCUGGUUUGGCGAAACUAUUAAUGGUGGCAUUCAGUUUGAAUACAAUGAAGAUGAUAUCACUCCUAAGAUGAUGGCCACUCAACUUGCCUUCAUGCGCCUACUGGCUAACCAUGCCUAUCAGAACAUCACCUACCACUGCAAGAACAGCAUCGCAUACAUGGAUGAGGAGACUGGUAACCUGAGGAAGGCCGUCAUGCUGCUCGGUUCCAAUGAUGUUGAACUUAAGGCAGAAGGCAACAGUCGGUUCACGUUCAGUGUCCUGGAGGAUGGCUGCACUAGACACACUGGUGAGUGGGGCAGAACAGUCAUGGAAUACAGAACAAACAAACCAUCACGUUUACCACUCCUUGACAUUGCACCUAUGGACAUUGGCGGUGCUGACCAAGAAUUUGCUUUGGACAUUGGCCCCGUCUGUUUCAAAUGAAAGGAUUUUAAAAAUAACUUAAAAUGAUUUUCUCCCUGUCAUUUCUUUUUUUUUGUACUGAACGCUGACUCCUUCCAUUUCUUCUGCUCAUCUACUUGCUUAUCUCUGGGCGUACACAGGAGAAGAAGCGACUGGAGCAUUGUGCAAUGCAGUUUAAUACAGCCCCAAAGGACUGGGAAAUCAUUCCAGAUGUUAAUACCUUUUUGUGGGAUUUGUUAAUAUGUGUAAAAAAAAGAACCCAAACAGAAAUAAAACAAUGAAAACAUACACCAAUUGUGGCCUUUGAAUGUCUUCCAUAGUGGAAGUUUAAAAUCACGGUAUCCAAAAAAAAAGGUUUAAACCUACCUCAUUUACCUAUGUCUUAGCUUAUCUACAUUCUUAACAGGUCCCACUCUACAUUCAGUGACAAGAGAUGUUUUCAUAUCAAGGCAUGGUACAAAGAUGCUCUAAGAAACACUUCAUUUCUCACUUACUUGAAGAAGACGAAUGGUGCUAAGUGUAUUUGUGCUGCUUCGUUUAACCAGGCAGCAUUUAACAACCACUGCACUGUAUUAAGUUGCAUUGUGAUUUUUUUUCAGCAGAAUGUCCAGUCUACCCCCAAAACUAAGCAUGUGGAUCAUUUUCACAGCCUUUGUCCUCUAUUUACAUUCUGGUCAUAGUGCUUUUAGCUCAUUUUAUCCUCACAAAUGGGUAAAGGAGGCCUCGUUUCUCAAAUUUUUAUUUGUAACUAUUUUGUAUAUGUGAGAUGUUUAAAUAAAUUGUAAAAAAAUGAAAUAAAGCAUGUCCGGUGGUCCAAACAA